AUGGUUCUCAACAUCACUCAGCAGCUCAUCGCUAGGUACCAGUUAAAUGUCGUGUUGUUCCCAUUCCAAAAACCAGACUCAACACAACCUCCCCUGUUCAGCCCUCCUCAGCUCCCCAGCAUCGCUGACACAGUGCCCGAGCCCAGUGCCAGAUCACCAGAACAUGUUUCCAGGAGCCAAGACAAGAUCUGGUUUCAAGACCUGACAGUUAUUCAGGCCCCAUCAGUAUUCAGGUCCGGAUCUCUGGUUCUGACCUCAAAGUUCUCCCCAGCCAGACGGGGAAGAGGGAAGCCGGUGAAGAGGAAGCCGGUGAAGCGGAAGCCGGUGAAGGGGAAGCCGGUGAAGAGGAAGCCGGUGAAGGGGAAGCCGGUGAAGGGGAAGCCGGUGAAGGGGAAGCCGGUGAAGAGGAAGCCGGUGAAGAGGAAGCCGGUGAAGGGGAAGCCGGUGAAGGGGAAGCCGGUGAAGAGGAAGCCGGUGAAGAUGAAGCCGGUGAAAGGAAGCCGGUGA
This is a messenger RNA of Oncorhynchus tshawytscha (Chinook salmon), 507 nucleotides long. Its product is annotated as repetitive proline-rich cell wall protein 2-like. The coding region runs from base 1 to 507 and encodes 168 amino acids. The record is from RefSeq and is a predicted model, not a curated record. Lineage: Eukaryota; Metazoa; Chordata; Actinopteri; Salmoniformes; Salmonidae. The transcript has 3 exons.